CAACGUCUGUCAGAGACACAAAACGGACACACAGAGACUAUCUUUCACCCAGUGAGCAGCAGAAGAAGGAUGCAGCGGUGGAGAGGCCAGGUGGAUGACAGCGGGGAGUUUAACCGGGCAGUGCUGGUGUCUGUGGCCCAGUUUGUCCCCGGUGUGGGUCUGGGGAGGAGGCCUGGAGCCGACAAGGACACCAAGACUCUCCACCGCACCCUGAGCAAGCUGGGCUUCAAGGUGGACAUCCACAGUGACCUGAGCGGGGACGAGAUCUACCAGCUGUUUCUGGAAGAGAGCCGGCGGCCUGUGAAGGACUGUUUUCUGGCCGUCUUGUCGUCUCACGGGGACGAGGGAUGCGUGUUCGGGGCUGAUGGGAAACCCGUCCAACUGUGUCGUCUCUUUUCAUAUUUUGACAACGAAAACAUGGAGAACAAGGCCAAAGUGUUCCUCGUACAGGUGUGUCGGGGAGGUGGUCUGGAUGACGGUGUGGAGGUGGAUUCAGCUGGUGACAGCAGAGACUUCUCACAGCAUCUCUCUAUUCCUGUAGACACAGCUGUGAUGUACGCCACACCACCAGGUUACGGGGCGUUCAUGCACCCACUCGGAUCCGUCUUCCUCCAGACGUUCUGCACUUUAUUAAAGGAGGACGGCAACCGUAACCUGGAGCUGACGCGCCUGAUGACCCGCCUCUCCCACCGGGUGGCCUACAGCUUCCAGGCCAAAGGCGGGAAUUUCGCUGGCAAGAAAGAGAUGCCGUGCCUCGUCACACGCCUGACUAGAGAAGUGUUCCCGUUCGCUGAGCCGGGGAAAGACAGCGGCGCCGCGGGGCUCUCGGCCACCUCGCUGCUCGACACUCAACACGUGUCCACACGCACUCCUUCCAUCAGUUAGCAGCAGCUGCAGACUGGACGGGACAGUUAUGAUCAGCAGGUAUGCAGACGGCUGAGACCGACGAGAUAAACCUGUUGGUCAUUUCUUCACGCUGUCUGACUUCCUGCAGAAAAUCCAAACACGUCAUCAGGGAAAUAUUCUGCGGAGAUAUUUUGCACAUACUUUACAAACUCUUGAGGAGAUGUCAGAUAUUUAAAUGUAAAGCUGUAACUCAAAUAAACUCUAAACCUACAUCAGGCAACAUGAUCAGAGUUUUAAGGUGAAGGAUUUUUCCAGAUGAAGGUCUAGUACCAAAACGUUGCCUACUAUUACAUUCAUUUCCUGCAAGUUGGACAGUGUGCACGAGUUUAUUGCAACAUAUGUUUAAAUAUGGGAAAUGUAAAGCUGUAUUUAAUGGACCUGUGUGCGGAUGUUUGAGUGUGUAAACUUGCAAAGAAACUUUCACACACUGUCUAGCUACAAAGACACAUUUAAUUGCAAUGUUUCAGUACUAGACCUUUAUCGGGCAAAAUGAUUAGAGAUUUAAGGAUGAGGAUUUUGUCCGAUGAAGGUCUAGUACCAAAAGGUUUUUGACCUUUGACCUACUCGUCCCUCUCCUACUGUCUCAUGUAAUAGAUGUGGAGAGUAUUUUUCUGUUCUGUGUUUGUAAAAAAACCUGAAAAGGACUACUAGAAUAUUUUUAAUUACAUCUUAAGGAAUCCUUUCCUGUUCAUAUACUUUAAGAUCAACAUGAAUAUGAUCUCCUUUUCUCUGUACUGGCAGCACAAAGAAGACAAAAUCUCUGCACACUUCUGUCUAAAAGUGAAACAUUUUGUUGAAAGUCCAAAGUUAGGGGAACGGAGCUGAUCGAUGACCACACAUCAUUGUUCCGGUUUCUGUAUGUCAUUAUGUUUUACUUUUAGCCCCCAGUGACUGUGAUGUAAUGCUACCUAAUGUUAACAUGUCCUGUUUUUAUUGCAGCUUAUCAGCAUCCUUCCUCGCCUGCUGCUUGGAUUAUUUCACUUGUAGUUAUAAAAUAAGGACAUUGAGUGUCAAAUGUAUUCAUAUCAUCUUUUAUUGUAUAACAUGCUAUGUAUCUAUUUAAUAUUGAACAUUUUGGUGCUCCGUAGUUAUUCUAAGUGAUGACGAGAUGAUACCUCAUGAAGUGGUGAAGCUUUCCAGCAAAGUGGUUCAUUUCUACUACCUGUUGGCCAAAGAGCAUAAAGCAGGCAGAUAUAUUACCUAUGAUCUGAUAUUUUGCGCAAGUAAAUGCUUAGAAAGUGACAAUCAAUUUCCACGUAAUCCGUUCAUAUCAACACAGUGUGUCUUGUGUGUGGUAU
Molecule: messenger RNA, 2204 nt
Organism: Perca flavescens (yellow perch)
Lineage: Eukaryota; Metazoa; Chordata; Actinopteri; Perciformes; Percidae
Gene: casp17
Product: caspase 17, apoptosis-related cysteine peptidase
Exons: 4
Coding region: 70-885 (271 amino acids)
Biological process (GO): proteolysis
Molecular function (GO): cysteine-type endopeptidase activity
Source: RefSeq, a predicted model, not a curated record